AAAGCCCUCAGCUCGCAGUCUGCUCCGUGGACUCUGAAGUUGUUCAACUGGCCCUUUCUUUUCCAACAAUCAACCCAGCUGCCACCCGCAUCUCUGAAUUCCAGAACUCGUUCGUUUUUGUUAAGCAGUCGCCAGCACAAUGGUUUCCGUUCGCUACCUUGUCGGUGCCGCUCUGGCCAUCGCCAGCGUGUCGGCUUCUGUUCUCGAGCCCGAGGACCUCCUGGAGCAAGCAUCCCGUCUGCUCAAGCGUCAAGAGCCCGGCACACCUGCCUACAACUGCCACAACACCUGUGGACAAGCCCUUCGCCAGGGUCGCUUCAGCGGCGACGCCCGUUGCUCCAACGACGUCUUCCUCACAAACUACAAGAACUGCCUCCAGUGCUCCGGUCCGGACAACCACAACAUCUGGACCUUUUACGGCAACAGCGUCGGCAGCUUCGGCCGCGCCUGCGGUCUCUCCACGACCCCGCUGUCCGGGAAGCAGCCCGACGUGCCCGAGGCCAUACCCGCAGUCGAUCCCGGCGCGGCCGUGACGUCAGCCACCGCCUCGUCGGCUGCCGCCUCGUCGACCGGGCCACGCGUGACGGCCACACCCCCUGCAGCUCCAUCUUCGACCUCGGGCGCUUCGUCUGCCGCCACUACUAGCCCGGUCAGUGUCCCCUCGUCGGCUUCUGCUUCUGCUGGUGGUGGUUCCGCAACCCGCACGACGGCGUCUGCUUCGGGCGGUGCUUCUGUCGGCGGAGGAGGCAGCUCGACCUCGCGCGCCAAUGCUCCGACAUCGGCGCCUGUGCCUGCCGGCGCUGCAGCUGUGGCCAAGAACAUGGCGAGCUUGGCUGUGGCGGUUGUGGCUGUUGGAGCCCGGCUGUGGUGAAAAAUAGAACGGGUAAACCUUUGGUGCAGUUGAAUGUGUAAAAUAGCAAGCCCCAGGACUAAUGUAACCAGACCUGUUUUUUCUCAGGUACAGCAUAUCCAGACAUGAUUC
Molecule: messenger RNA, 982 nt
Organism: Pyricularia oryzae 70-15
Lineage: Eukaryota; Fungi; Ascomycota; Sordariomycetes; Magnaporthales; Pyriculariaceae
Exons: 3
Coding region: 140-871 (243 amino acids)
Source: RefSeq, a predicted model, not a curated record